Messenger RNA from Truncatella angustata, 1815 nucleotides. Its product is annotated as FAD binding domain-containing protein. The record is from RefSeq and is a predicted model, not a curated record. The transcript is spliced from 4 exons. Gene Ontology annotation, molecular function: FAD binding; oxidoreductase activity. The coding region runs from base 1 to 1815 and encodes 604 amino acids. Lineage: Eukaryota; Fungi; Ascomycota; Sordariomycetes; Amphisphaeriales; Sporocadaceae.
AUGCACACCAACGGACUUCUACCAGUGCUGACAGCCCUUGCUGGUGCUGCGUCUGUCACUUCUCAAGCCUUGUCAGCCAGAUACGCUAACUCUACAACUUGCAGAUAUGGCCCAAAUGACAAGUUCUGGCCUUCGAAUCAGACCUGGGCUACGCUAGAUCAGUCCGUAGAUGGCAGACUGAUUAAGAGCGAACCUAUAGCACAGUCGUGUUAUCCGGGCGACAACUUCGACCUUGCGGACUGUGAUUAUGUGACAAAGAUGUGGUCUGACCAGGACUUCAUGACCACCAAUCCCAUUGGAAGACCGUAUCCAUAUAACAUCACUUGUGCACCUGUCAACUACACCUCAGGUGACGUCCCUACAAGCUGCAGUCUAGGUAUCAAUCCUAGAUAUGCCGUCAAUGCCACUACACGCGAUCACAUUCUUGCUGCACUGAAGUUUUCUCAAGAUAAUAAUGUUCGUUUGGUAGUUACAAGCACGGGACACGAUCUGCUUGGCCGCUCAGAUGGUUAUGGCAGCCUGGAGAUCUGGCUACGACAUUUCAGAAAUAGCAUUGAGUAUCAGGAGCAUUAUUUGUCCGCUUCCACAUGCUACAAGUCACAUUGGACGGGAGGUGCUAUUCGAAUCGACGGCGCCUGGCAGUGGGAAGAUGUUUAUCCUGUUGCUAAGGAAAACAAUGUUAUAGUCGUUGGUGGUGGCUCAGUUUCCCCUGGUGCUAUUGGUGGAUGGCCUUCUGGGGGAGGACAUGGACCGGCAACACGAAAUUAUGGCCUGGGUGCAGACCAGACACUCGAAGCCGAGAUUCUUCUCGCUAAUGGUACUAUUGUUAUCGCCGAUCACUGCCACAAUACAGAUCUUUUCCAAGCCAUUCGUGGGGGAGGUCCGGGCUAUGGAAUCAUCCUCACCAGGACCAUCAAGGUCUAUCCUAAUGUCAACACGAUAACUGCGCACCAUCUCGCCAUCGCGCCCCUGGUCAAUGAUAUAACAGGCAAUAACUCUGCUCUACUGGAUGCAGUUACUGUAUUGUUACAGUCAUUUCCAGCCAUGAACGAUGCUGGAUUCUCUGGCUAUGGAUACUGGUUUCGAAACUUUCCAGGCGUUUUCAUACCGCCCAGCUCGACAUCAGGUUACAGCCAUGGUUUUUGGACCAUUAACAAGACCCAGGAAGAAGCCGAAGCAGCAUUUGCGCCUGUGAGGGCGGCACUGCAGAAGCUCAACAGCACUAUCUAUAUGAUAGAAAGCUGGGCCAGCUAUACCGACUAUUGGUCAUUCUACUUCGCUGAGUCAGCCGUCUACGAUCCCACAGGUGAUACGUCUAUCCUAACUUCACGACUAAUCGAUCCCGAGUCUGUGGCGGAUCACUCGACCGUUCGUGGUGCGGUAGAGGUCGUUAGUGGUAAAGUUGACGAAUACACAUCGAACGUAGUUCUCCUAGUUUCGGGUGGCCAGGUCUUCAAGGAUGCAUCAGACAAAUCGUCUGGCUUGCAUCCCGCUUGGCGCAAAUCCCACUAUGCCCUUAUUGCUGGCCGAGGUGUUCCCAAGAAUGCCACCAACGAAGUGAGACAAGCUGCUCAAGAUGACAUCACCUUCGUCAAGGGUGAAGCCCUGAAGAAGCUUGCGCCUGAUACUGGUGGCUACAUGAAUGAGGGCGACCGGAAUGACCCGGAUUGGCGAACUUCAUUCUAUGGAUCCAACUAUGCAAAACUAUUAGCUACAAAGAAGAAGUACGAUCCCGACAAUGUCUUCUACUGUACGACAUGUGUAGGUAGUGAGCAAUGGGUUGAGAGACCGGAUACGCCAUUAUGCAAGACGUAA